AUGAAAAAACUCGCGGCCAUAGCCGCCCUGUUUUCCAUUGGAGAUAUCGCAGCUACUCUCAUCUCGACUUCGUUUUUCUCUGAGGCCAACUCGCCCAACUUCGCACUUAUACUCGAUUAUCUACUAUUUCGCCGACCUUACAGUUUCACAACGAGUCCAUUCGAAUUUUUACUGCUUCUUGCAAUUCGUCAACUGAUUCUCUGGACCGCUUUUGGAUUCGUUCAAUGUCACCGAGAGAGUAUUGUGAAGUCGUCAACGUUCGCCGCCAUCGGAUUCUCAGUAUGCAGCUACUCGUUCUCAUUGAUUAAGCUGUUAGCUUUUGCUGAAAACGCAGAAAUGGUCUAUUGGAUCGGAGUGUGGCUAACAGUGGCUUCUUCGAUCAUUGCUUCGUUUACACUUUGUUUGAUUUGGUAUCUAGCAUUGACGUCACACGCCUUCAGCUACCGUCAGUUGAUCAACAGUCAAAUGGACGAAACAACAGAAACCGAAGAGGAUUCAUCAAGCGUUGAAUCCGGUGUGGCACCACGAGCUUCUUUGGGAAAGCAUGUUAUGAAAUUGCUCUCUUAUACCCUCACUUAUUGGCCAUGGUUCUUGGCGGGAUUCGUUUUCCUGAGCAUCUAUGCCUUUGCGCGAGUCUUCAUACCAUCCUACAUGGCGAAAGUAAUAGCGGAUAUCGUGGAUCGCCGUGGAACUGAGGUGAUGGCUCACUCGAUCAUGAUAAUGGGAUUGCUCACUCUCGCAAGUACGAUUUUUGGUGGCCUUCGUGGAGGAUGCUUCGAUUAUGCAACGGCGUUGGUCAGCAGGAAGGUUCGAUUGGAUUUGUUCACGUCGCUUGUGAAUCAGGAUAUCUCUUUCUUCGAUACUACGAAAACUGGUGAAACUCUGUCAAGACUUACUUCGGAUUGUCAAACGAUUUCUUCAACGGUGUCUACCAAUGUGAACGUGUUCCUUCGAAACGGAGUCAUGCUCAUUGGCUCUCUCUGUUUCAUGUUCGCCAUGUCAUGGCGUCUCGCACUUCUGACAUUCAUCGCGAUACCUCUCGUCGCCUAUAUCACAAAGCUCUAUUCGUCUUACUACGAUAAAAUCUCGGAGACAAUGCAGGAAACGAUUGCACAGGCGAAUCAUUCGGCUGAAGAAAUUCUGUCGACGAUGAGAACGGUUCGCAGUUUCGCGUGCGAGAAGCGCGAAGCAAAACGAUUCGAAGAGCAUCUCAACACGACGCUGAAAGUUAACAAGAAACGCUCAAUUGCUUAUAUGGGAUACACUUGGAACAACGAAUUCUCGGAGAAUGCGAUUAUGGUGGCGGUACUAUUCUAUGGCGGACACUUGGUGAUGACGGAUAAAAUGGGGAAAGAAGAACUUAUCACAUUCCUUCUUUAUCAGUUGCAGUUGGGAGAGAAUCUUUACAAUCUUUCUUACGUCAUUUCUGGCCUUAUGGAAGCAGUUGGAGCUUCUCGAAAAGUAUUUGAAUUGAUGAGUCGUCAGCCAUCAUUCCCUCUUGAUGGAGAAAAGAAGCCAAUUGUUAAUGGAAAUUUGAAGUUCGACGAGGUUUCUUUCACAUACCCAGCUCGUCCGAACAACCCGGUUCUCAAGGAAUUAUCGUUAGAAAUCAAACCUGGAGAGACAUUGGCUCUCGUCGGACCAAGCGGAGGCGGAAAGUCUUCGAUUGUAUCGCUUAUCGAGCAUUUCUACGAGCCGAAUAGGGGAGAUGUUACGUUGGACGGAGUACCAAUUAAGGAAAUCAAUCACGUUUAUUAUCAUCAAAAGGUCGCUCUCGUUGCGCAAGAGCCCGUUCUUUACGAAGGCUCAGUCCGUCACAAUAUUCUGUAUGGCUGCGAUUUUGCCACAGAAGAUGAUAUGCUUCAUGCUGCCAAAAUGGCGAAUGUGCAUGAUUUUGUGAUGGAACUUGAGAAGGGUUAUGACACGAACUGUGGUGAGAAAGGAGUCCAAAUGAGUGGAGGGCAGAAGCAGAGGAUCGCCAUCGCGAGGGCGUUGGUCAGAAAUCCGGCAGUUCUGAUUUUGGAUGAAGCGACUAGCGCGUUGGAUGCCGAAUCUGAGGGACUUGUUCAGCAAGCAUUGAACAGAUGUGCCAAAGAGAGAACAGUGAUUAUAAUUGCUCAUCGAUUGUCGACCAUCGAAAAAGCCGACAAAAUCGCUGUGAUCUACAAGGGACGGGUUGCCCAGCAAGGAACUCAUCAGGAACUGAUGAAGGAUCCUGACGGCAUUUAUUAUUCACUUGUCAAUCGCCAAAUGCUGGCUGCUAAAGAAGAAAAGAAGGAAGAAAAAUACGGAACGAUCAUUGGUAUUGAUCUCGGAACUACUUACUCGUGUGUCGGAGUUUACAAAAAUGGACGUGUUGAAAUUAUUGCCAACGAUCAAGGAAACCGUAUCACUCCAUCGUACGUUGCGUUUACUGGGGAUCAAGGAGAACGAUUGAUUGGAGAUGCCGCCAAGAAUCAGCUCACCAUCAAUCCAGAAAACACCAUCUUCGAUGCCAAGCGUCUUAUUGGAAGAACAUACAAUGACAAGACUGUUCAAGCUGAUAUCAAGUUGUGGCCAUUCAAGGUCCUCGACAAGAACAACAAGCCUCACGUGCAUGUCAAAGUUGGAUCUGAUCAGAAGCAAUUCACUCCUGAGGAAAUUUCCGCUAUGGUUUUGGGAAAAAUGAAGUCCAUCGCCGAAUCAUACCUUGGACAUGAAGUGAAACAUGCCGUCGUUACCGUUCCAGCUUACUUCAACGACGCUCAACGCCAGGCUACCAAGGAUGCCGGAGUGAUUGCUGGUCUUAACGUUGUCAGAAUUAUCAACGAACCAACCGCUGCCGCGAUUGCCUACGGUCUUGACAAGAAGGAAGGAGAGCGCAAUAUCCUCGUUUUCGAUCUCGGAGGUGGUACUUUUGAUGUCUCGCUUCUUACCAUUGACAAUGGAGUGUUCGAAGUGCUCUCCACCAACGGAGACACUCAUCUUGGAGGAGAAGACUUUGACCAACGCGUCAUGGAAUACUUCAUCAAAGUGUACAAGAAGAAGACUGGAAAAGACUUGCGCAAGGAUAACCGCGCCGUUCAGAAGCUUCGUCGUGAAGUUGAGAAGGCUAAGCGCGCUCUCUCCACCCAACAUCAAACCAAGAUUGAGAUCGAAUCGCUCUAUGAUGGAGAAGACUUCUCUGAGACACUCACCCGUGCCAAAUUCGAGGAGCUCAACAUGGAUCUCUUCCGUGCCACUUUGAAGCCAGUCCAGAAGGUUCUUGAGGAUGCCGACUUGAAGAAGACUGAUGUCCAUGAGAUCGUUCUUGUCGGAGGAUCCACUCGUAUUCCAAAGGUUCAACAGCUCAUUAAGGAAUUCUUCAACGGAAAGGAGCCAUCGCGCGGAAUCAACCCUGAUGAGGCUGUUGCUUACGGAGCUGCCGUUCAAGGAGGAGUCAUCAGCGGAGAAGAAAGCUCUGGAGACAUCGUGCUUCUCGACGUCAACCCGCUCACUUUGGGAAUUGAGACUGUUGGAGGAGUCAUGACUAAGCUCAUCUCGAGAAACACGGUCAUUCCAACGAAGAAGAGUCAAGUCUUCUCGACGGCCGCGGAUAACCAGAACACCGUCUCGAUCGUCGUCUUCGAGGGAGAACGCCCAAUGACCAAGGACAACCACAAACUCGGAAACUUCGAUCUUACCGGAAUUCCACCAGCUCCACGAGGAGUGCCACAAAUCGAGGUCACCUUCGAGAUUGAUGUCAACGGCAUCUUGCACGUUUCCGCUGAAGAUAAAGGAACUGGAAAUAAGAACAAGAUCACCAUUACCAAUGAUCACAACCGUUUGAGUCCUGAAGACAUUGAACGUAUGAUCAAUGACGCCGACAAGUUUGCCGAUGAGGACAAAAAGUUGAAGGAGAAGGUUGAGUCGAGAAACGAACUCGAGUCAUAUGCUUACUCACUUAAAUCACAAGUUGCUGACAAGGAAAAGCUUGGAGGCAAACUGUCGGAUGAGGAUAAGACCACCAUUGAGUCUGCCAUCGAGAGAACUAUUGAAUGGCUUGGAUCGAAUCCAGACUCCUCUGUUGAAGAGAAUAAGGAGCAGAAGAAGGAUCUUGAAAGCGUUGUACAACCAAUUGUGAGCAAGCUCUACGGAUCCGGAGGAGCUGAAGGCGCUGGUGCCGGAGAAUCCGCAUCACAGGGUGAGGAUCAUGACGAGCUCUAA
Messenger RNA from Caenorhabditis bovis, 4185 nucleotides. NCBI's taxonomy places the organism in Eukaryota, Metazoa, Nematoda, Chromadorea, Rhabditida, Rhabditidae. The record is from the annotation of a GenBank genome assembly.